Messenger RNA from Brassicogethes aeneus, 397 nucleotides. Lineage: Eukaryota; Metazoa; Arthropoda; Insecta; Coleoptera; Nitidulidae. The record is from the annotation of a GenBank genome assembly.
AUGCUUUGGGCCCAUGGGCGGCAAAUUCGUAAAUCCGGCCCUGUCUACCAGGGCCCCAACUACGAUCAGGUCGUACCAAUUUUGAAUAUUAAUGUUGACGUGCACUACACUCCUUAUAGUUUGUGUACUUUUGAGUUGAGAGUUCAACAUAGUUAUUUUAAGAACUUAUCAGCAAUUCAGGAUCGGGAAAUAUGCUGUUAUUCAAUUUCUUGUAAGGAAAAGGAUAAUAUAGAUAUUACCCUACAGUGGUUGAUUGCACACUCCAAAUCUGGUAUGCGCUAAAUAAAUAUGUGUCUCUUUGUAUCAAAGUAAUCAUAUUUAUUAAUUAAAACUAGAAAUCUUGAGGAAAAAUAUUUAACAAUAUAAUUUUUUAGAUUUUAGAGUACCUUAUUGAAAU